Messenger RNA from Ambispora gerdemannii, 1635 nucleotides. Lineage: Eukaryota; Fungi; Glomeromycota; Glomeromycetes; Archaeosporales; Ambisporaceae. The record is from the annotation of a GenBank genome assembly.
AUGUCGAUUGUCGGACGAUCUAUAGAGAUAAUGAGAGAGAAGAAGAAGAAGGAGGAUGCGGUUAUAGAUAUGGAGUUAGUUAAUACGACAUCAAGUACAAAUAGUCAAAAAGCAUACGUCAGUGGAUUUCGAUUAGCGAUUUUAUUAAUAGGACUUGUUAUUGUUCUUUUCUUAGCUGCGCUCGAUCGAACUAUCGUGGCGACUGCAUUACCACAAAUUGCAUCUGAUUAUAGCGCAUUUAAUCAAAUCUCAUGGGUUGCUAUUUCAUAUUUACUAACAAAGACAGCCUUUCAACCAGCUUACGGCAAAAUUUCAGAUAUAUUUGGCAGGAGAUCGACAUUUAUUUUUGCAAUAUGUGUAUUCGAAUUUGGAAGUUUAUUAUCGGCAGCGGCACCAAACAUAAUAACGUUAAUAAUAUUUCGAGGUGUUCAAGGUGUUGGUGGUGGUGGAAUUGUGAGUCUGGUGAUGAUUAUAAUAGGAGAUAUUGUUCCUCUUAAAGAUCGCGCAAAAUACCAAGGGAUUUUUGGGGCUGUUUAUGGAAUGGCUUCGCUUGCUGGUCCUGUGGUUGGUGGUACAUUCACUGAACAUGUCACGUGGAGAUGGUGUUUUUAUGUUAAUUUGCCAUUAGGGGCAAUAACCGUUGCAAUAAUAACAUUUAUGCUUCAUCUUCCACCACGACAAGGUUCAUUAAUGGACAAAAUAAAAAGAAUUGAUUGGUGUGGUUCAAUUUUGCUAAUACUUGGUACAAUUGCACUAUUGUUGGCAUUGAGUUGGGGAGGUGACAAAUACGCUUGGAAAGACCCAAUAAUUAUUGGCCUCCUUGCAGGCGGUGUACUACUGCUAAUACUUUUCUUAGUAGUAGAAGCAUUUGUCUCAAUCGAACCAAUUUCCCCAAUCCAUCUAUUCAAAAAUAGAUCAUUGCUCGCAUGUUUUGGUGUAAAUUUUUUCCAGGGUAUGGCGUUUUUCGCAAACAUUUAUUACAUGCCGCUCUAUUUUCAGGUGGUAAAAGGAAAAAGUGCAAGUUCGUCAGGUUUUGAAUUAAUGCCGUAUAUUCUCGCUGUUGCUCUUGGCUCUAUCAUUUCUUGUCAAAUCGUCUCGCGUACCGAAAAGAUUACCGGAAAACAUUUGUGUGUUGUUGGUGGACUGUUGGUUGUCGUUGGUGCUAUUCUAACCAGUUUGUUGAACGCAAAUUCUAACCGUGUUGCACAGAUUUGUUAUCUGAUCAUUAGUGGGUUUGGUGUUGGAUUGAUCAUGCAAACUGUGUUUAUUUGUUCGGUGUUGGCUGUUGAAGAAGUAGACGUCUCGUUUGUUAUCUCAAUUAUGAUUUUCUUUAGAUCAAUCGGCGCUGUAUUUGGAAUCUCUAUAGUCGGCACAAUAUUCAAGAACGCGCUCUCAAAAAACGUUCUAACUCUUGGCUUAAAUGUGCCCGUAGACGACCUAAAAAAUUCUGCAAUGUUUAUGCAUCAUCUUUCAGAUGCACAACAGCACAUUGUAAUAGACGCUUACGUGCGAUCACUGCAGGAUGCAUUCCAUGUUUUGAUCCCGUUCGGGUUCCUGUGUUUCUUGUGUGCACUCGCCAUUAAAAAGACAAAAAGGAGUAGUAGUGAGUGUGAGGUGCAGAAUUUUUCGUUGUGA